Molecule: messenger RNA, 1369 nt
Organism: Colletotrichum acutatum
Lineage: Eukaryota; Fungi; Ascomycota; Sordariomycetes; Glomerellales; Glomerellaceae
Exons: 1
Coding region: 278-1147 (289 amino acids)
Source: RefSeq, a predicted model, not a curated record
CACAGACGAGCCUCUCGCACACAGGCGAACACGAGAUGAUGAAGUUUCUCGCCAAAAGAGAGGCGGAGAGAUCGACUUUGAGAGUUUUACGAUGUCUCGAAUAACCUGUAUAUAAUCAUUGCAACAUCGCUGCUGAAAUGUUGUAAUCUUCUUCAUCACACUCAGCUUCAUCAACAACAACAACAGCAACCUUAGAAACAUUUCAUCGACAGUCAUCCUUUUUCAUACUUAACAUCUCCGGCAUUUAACAAUUACAUAUAUCUUACCACCAAACAACAUGAUGAACAAGAUCGUCUUCGCUCUGGCCAUGGCCUCCGCCGCCGUUGCUGCUCCUCUCAACGCCCGCCAGGACGCCUGCCAGGACGCCUACAAGGCCUGCAUUGCCGCCGGUACCCCAGAGGUUGCUUGCUCCUGCACUCUGACCGCCUGCGUCGGUGAGGAUAACGCUCGCAACCGCGAGUACUGUGCCUCCGCGACGGCCAACCUUCCCAAGCCUACCUCUACCGGCAUCCCCGGCGGCUGCAACCCGGCUCAUCCCGGAUCUUGCCCCUCCUCAUACUUCACCUACACCACUGCCACUGCCACCGCCGCUCCCGCGCCAACCUUCACUUCCAUCUCCGGAAUCCCGGGUGGCUGCAACCCUGCUCACCCCGGAUCCUGCCCUUCGUCCUACUUCACCUACCCGACCCUCACUGCCACCGCGGUGCCUACUCCCGCACCCACCUCCGGAUCCGGCGGAAGCGCCCCCGCCUACCCCAACCCCAAGGCAGUCGAGGGCAAGACUUGGACGAUCAAGGACAUGACCCGUUACUGCGGCGAGAAGAACGACGGCUGCGACUACAACUUCGCCAUCGAGGCUGAUGGCAAGACUGAGCGCUGCACCGUCAUCCGCAUGCCCGGCUCCAACGCGGCCACCGAGAGCUGGUCCGACCAGCCCUGCACCUCCGGCUCCAACUUCAAGGUCUCGUGGGGCUACGUUGCCAACCCCGCCCCUGCUUUCGCCGUCGUCACCGUCGUCAACGGCAAGGAGCUUGCCUGGUUUGGUGUCUCUGACAUCAACGGCAAGCCUGUCACUACUGCUCCUUCCAGCCCCUUUGGCUCUGGACAGUUCGGCAACCUCGGUCCUGAGCAGGUUUACACCUACUGAGCGGCUUUGCAGAAUUCGACUCCAAAAUUGCAUACAUUGAUUUUAGCGACCAUUGAUUUGACGAUACGAAACAUCGAGGCAUAUGAUACGAAGCAUGGAGAAGGUACCCCAAACUAGACACUCAUUAUGAUAAUGUUAAAUACUCCCUGUACAUCAUAUAUGUACAAAUACACAAUCCUUAAUUAUUUGCUCCUGCAAAAGACUCUAUCGCUUGAUGUCCCU